CCGGUUUGAGAGCUGGAAUGGGAGGCUGGAGAGCCGGGGCCGGGGCCCGACCCUAACAGAGUGAGGCUGGCCCGGGGGCAGAGAUGCGAGUGGGUUGAGGGGCAGCCUCGAGAAGGAGACGCUCCCAGGGGUGGCCGGAGGGUGCUCUCAGGGCACCUUAGCCCAGUCGGAGGCCUCUGGAGGAACCGCACGACGGCCCCGAGAGUGACCUGGCCAGAGGGACGGAAGACAAAGAGGCCGGAAUCCCGCACCCGCCGCUCCUUGAGCCGAGUCCCGCUCCCGCGAACCCCACAGCACCCGGAGCCCCUGGCCAGCAACCGAACUCGUCCUCAGGAGACCCAUUACUACUGCCCCCCUCGGACUCCCUCUCUCCACCAACUCAGUGUGACUCCCCACGCCCACCGGCCCUCGCUUCAGGAACCAAAACCAAUCCUCCCAAUGCGCGAGGUUUCCCGUCAGUAGUUCCCGAAUAGUUGCUGAGCGGUUACUAACGCUGUGAGGGAAAACAAAGAUCCAGUAUUCAGUACUUGAUUUUUGUCCCGGGUGGGAAUUGGUAGUUGUGUAGUCUGAGGGGGCGGGGAGGAUGUAAAGGGCCUCCGGAACGACUGCGGAGGUACUGGGGGAGGUGGGCUGCGACCCGCUGGACAGAGGCUUUUUGUUGCCUUCAGCAGGAUGGUGACUUGCCUUUAGAGCCUCUCAAGCUCCAGGUCUCCCAUAUGGUUCGAACUUACUAUGCAACAUUGGUCAGGGGAGCUAAAUGGGGUCAGGUUUGGGGGGAGGUGGAAGAAGGGCAGACCAUACUUUAUUCUUUGCUGCUUCCCCGGGCUCCUUGGAAGUCACCCAGAAAUGGUAGCUUUUGAAAGGUCUCUCCAUGCUGUUUUGGCUUGCUGUCCUAAAGCUGGUGCUACCUCAGAUGGCCACGUGGAGUAUAUGGGAAGUCAGGCCAGCUCUUGGCAAGACUUUAGACAUGAGUGUAUUUCUUCUCAUAGUGCCAUCUCUCUCUACCCUAGGAGGAAACUCUUCUUACAGUUGAGAGACUCAUCUGCAGGUGACUCUCCAAGGACAUGGGAAAAUAGGUGUAAGCCCUCGAACCCUUAAGUGGCGGGGAGCUGCUUUCUGCUGUGAAUGAUGGCCAAACCCACUCUGAGAGGGAAUGGCACUAACUCUGAGACGUUCCGACAGCGCUUCAGGAGAUUUCACUACCAGGAGGUAGCUGGGCCCCGGGAGGCUUUCAGCCAACUCUGGGAACUUUGCUGUCGUUGGCUAAGGCCGGAGGUUCGCACCAAGGAGCAGAUUGUAGAAUUGUUGGUGCUAGAGCAGUUCCUGACCAUCUUACCUGGGGAGAUCCAGAAUUGGGUACAGGAGCAAUGUCCAGAAAGUGGAGAGGAGGCAGUGGCUCUGGUGGAAGAUUUAGAAAGAGAGCCUGGAAGACCUGGACGUUCGGUCACAGUCUCUGUGAAGGGGCAGGAAGUGCGCUUGGAGAAGAUGACACCCCUGAAAUCAUCACGAGAGUUAUUAAGUGUUCGGCAGGAGUCAGUGGAACCCCAGCCCAGGGGUGUAACCAAGAAAGAGAGGGCAAGGAGCCCAGACCUGGGACCACAGGAGCAGAUGAACCCAAAGGAGAAGCUCAGACCUUUUCAAAGGAGCGGAUUUCCAUUUCCUAAAUCCGGUGUGGUCUCCAGGUUGGAGCAAGGAGAGCCAUGGAUCCCUGAUCUGGGCUCCAAGGAGAAGGAACUCCCAAGAGGCAGUAAUACAGGAGACAGACAAAUGCAUGCUGAUCUGUUAUCACCCAAGAGAGAGAGAAGAAGCUGGGUGGACCAGGAUCACUGGGGCUUUGAGGAUGAGAAGGUAGCAGGUGUGCACUGGGGCUACGAAGAGACCAGAACUCUCCUUGCAAUUCUCAGUCAGACUGAGUUUUAUGAGGCUCUCCGAAACUGUCAUCGAAACAGCCAAGUGUAUGGGGCUGUGGCUGAGCGGCUCCGGGAGUAUGGCUUCCUUCGGACCCUGGAACAGUGUCGGACCAAGUUCAAAGGUCUCCAGAAGAGCUAUAGGAAAGUCAAGAGUGGUCACCCACCUGAGACCUGCCCCUUCUUUGAAGAGAUGGAGGCCCUGAUGAGUGCCCAGGUCAUUGCAUUGCCCAGUAAUGGCUUGGAAGAGGCAGCCUCUCACUCUGGCCUGGUAGGCAGCGAUGCCGAGACUGAGGAGCCAGGGCAAGGGGGCUGGCAGCAUGAGGAAGCAGAAGAAGCUAUGGCUGAAGAGUCUGACAGUGAUGAAAUGGGCCAGGAGGCCAGCCCCCAAGACCCUGACAACUCAACUGCACCUGUUCUUUUUCGAAGCCCAAGUGUCAUCUGAUGGUGGAUUUUAAGACCUGGCUUCUUGGCUAUCAAUUUCUUCAUGGUAUUAGAACUAAUGGAUCCAUUCAGGUGGGCAUGAAGUUCCUAAAACAAGAGAAUACCAUCAGUAAAAACUUCUCAAGUAUCCACCAGAUUCACAGCAUCCUACCAGGUACCGCAUGUUUGUAAUCUGCACUAGGCAAACUGUCUACUAGAUGUAGCUAUAUAACUUUUAAAGUUUAUAAAAUUUAC
Leptonychotes weddellii (Weddell seal) is the source of this 2585-nucleotide messenger RNA. NCBI's taxonomy places the organism in Eukaryota, Metazoa, Chordata, Mammalia, Carnivora, Phocidae. The record is from RefSeq and is a predicted model, not a curated record.